Messenger RNA from Menidia menidia (Atlantic silverside), 2757 nucleotides. The record is from the annotation of a GenBank genome assembly. NCBI's taxonomy places the organism in Eukaryota, Metazoa, Chordata, Actinopteri, Atheriniformes, Atherinopsidae.
CCUACCCGUCUUCUACAGACCUUGAGCACUGGCACAGGAACACAAUAAAAGGCACCUCAGAUGGGUCCGUUGUUCAGAACAGCGAGCCCUGCUACAGAAACACCGCUUCCAUCGCUUCAAAGAUGUGGCUCUUGAUCUUCUUGGUGUGGCUGGCGGUAUGGGCCGGCGGCACGUACUGGUACUUGUUCGGGAAACCCAGCCCUUUCUCUUUGGAGUCCGUGCGACCCCCCGGACCCCGUGAGUUUGACCAGAAGAAGCGGGACAAAGUAAUCAAACAAGGUUUCAGUGUUGACAAAGUUCCUGAAAACCUGGAUGUCAUCGUCAUUGGUAGUGGGAUCGGCGGGCUGACAGCCGGGGCCACAUUGUCCAAAGCAGGAAAGAAAGUCCUGGUCCUGGAACAGCAUGACCAGGCCGGAGGAUGCUGUCACACCUACAUCGAGAAAGGCUUCGAGUUUGACGUUGGUCUUCACUAUAUCGGUCAAGUCCAUGAAAACAGUCUGCUGCGAAUCGCCUUUGACCAGAUCACUGAAGGGCAGCUGGAGUUUCAGGAGCUAAAUCCGCAUUUCGACACCAUCCAGAUCGGAGUGGGUGACGAGAAGCGGGAGUACACCAUCGUGUCCGGUAAAAGUGAAAUGAAAGCUCAUCUGAUGAAGCAGUUUCCUGAUGAGACGGAGGCCAUCGAGGAAUUCUUCAAAACCAUGAAGGUCUCAGCUAAGAAGACCCACUACCUGGCAACGCUGAAGCUGAUCCCUCAGUGGGUGGCUUUGUUCCUGCUGAAGUCUGGCAUUGCAGACUUUGCCUCUUCGGUCUUCCGUCUCUCUGGCACCAGAGCGUCUGAUUUUGUAAACGCGCUAACCAAAAACAAGGAUCUCCAAGUCAUUUUUUCUUAUCUCUUCUAUGGUGUGCCCCCGAAGGACUCCAGUGUUCUGAUCAACGCCCUCCUGAUUCACCACUACAAACGGGGAGCCUACUACCCCAAAGGCGGCGCCAGCGAGAUCGCUUUUCACAUCAUCCGCACCAUCCAGAAAAGUGGAGGGAACUGCCUGGUCAGAGCCCCCGUCUCCCAAAUCCUGGUCAACGAGAAGGGAGCGGCUUACGGUGUGAAGGUGAGGAAAGGCCAGGAAGAAGUGGAAAUCCACGCGCCUGUCGUCGUUUCGAACUGCGGCAUCUUCACCACCUUCCAGAAACUUCUCCCACCCGAGAUUCAGGUCAAACAAGGCAUCCAGGAAAGACUGAACAUGAUGAAGCACGGCAGAGGUUCGUUCUUGGUCUUCUCUGGAUUUGAUGGAACUCAGGAGGAAUUGGGCCUGGUGUCCACUAACUUCUGGCUGUUCAAGAACAAUGACAUGGACAAGUCAAUGGAUGAGUUCUUUGCCAUGAACAAGGAAGAAGCACCUGAUAACAUCCCCAUGAUGUUCAUCACAAUGCCUUCUGCCAAAGACCCUGAAGCCAAAUUACGGCAUCCUGGAAAAUCUUGCAUGACCAUACUGACCAUGGUCAACUAUGAGUGGUUUGAAGAGUGGAAAGACACCUCCGUGCGCAAAAGGGGGGAUGAGUACUACAACUACAAAAUGAGAUUUGCCAACCACCUCUUCGACUGGGCCUGCACGCUGUUCCCCAAGAUCAAAGACAAGCUGGUUUUCCAGGACGUGGCAACCCCACUCACCAAUUCGCACUACCUGGGCUCUCAGCGUGGAGCCAUGUACUCCGCUGAGCACAACCUGGAGCGUUUUUAUGCCGAGAGCGUGGCCAGGAACAGGUGCAACACCCCUGUCAAAAACCUCUUCAUCUCAGGCCAAGAUGUGUUUAGCUGUGGGAUAGCAGGCGCCCUGCACGGCGGCCUCCUCUGCGCCUCCACGGUCUUAGAUCAUAUCGUCUACAUCGACUUGCUCCUCCUCAAGAAGAAGCUGAAGAGGAGGAAAGCCAGAGAGUUGGCCCAGCUGGCUAAGAAGCUGCAGUGAGCACUCCCCACUUCCCCCGAAGGGCAACGAGGAGACUGCAGAAUGUAGAAAGCAACGUUUGCAGGAAUACACUCAUUUGAUCGAAUCUACACGCACUUUUCUGAUGCUGAGGAGGGAUAACAGGGAUGUCCUGUUUAUGCGUUCCACACUGUCACAUUGUUUUAUUCAGUAUUUAAAACUGAUGGCUCUGGUUCACUCAUAGGGAAGGUCAGUGUCUCUUCAUCAGUUUGUGCUUUGCAGUUUGGCCUUGAGAUGAUUGACUGUGAAGUUGAACUGUGAAUAUUACCAAAACAGAGAACAACAAAAAAUGCUGAAAAUAAGAAAAAAGUUGGUCGUGGCAGGAAAUGACUUUAAAUGACACCCGUUGCUGCAUCACAGCCAAAAACUGGUGGGCCUUUGGGUUUCGGAUGGUUUCCGAAAUGAUGCUUGUGCUGGCCCAUUGGACAUAUUUUUGCCUGUGUUUCUCCUGUGCUUUUCCUACUGUCAGUGUUAUUGCUCCGUUUUGCUGUAUUUAGGGGUAUAAUGACCUUUAAGCUGCUGCAUUGUGUUUGUUUCAGCUGUCAUGCAAUGGAUAGCAACACCUGGAUAACAAAUGAAUAAAUCUGCAUUGAACUUGAAUUCUCAUAAAAAAAAUUUUUAAGGGUUUUGAUGUUUUUUUCUCAAUAAACUCAAUUGAACAAAUAAAGAUGACAUCAUCAAAUUUGCAGUGUUAUUUCAAUAAAAUGCCACUGAAAGACAAAACUAGAAAUUAUUUGUUAAAGUCAUUAGGGCACUCAAUAAAAAUGGAGGUAAAAGC